CAAUGGCUCUCAUGAUUCCCGCCUGCACAGCGGCCGUCGAAAUCGUUUGUGCUUGGACGCGCAGUUUGACACGCGUUGUUUAUUCAGGAGAUUGAUUUGUUGGAGUGAAAAGUUGUGAACUGAAAUGACUGACAUAGAAAAUGAUCGGAUUUGUUUGUUAAAGCGGUUAAAGUCGUACAUAACCGUCGAGCCGGUUAUGAUAUUCUUCAUACUUGGCGUUGUGUCAUCUACCGGUUUAAAAGUUUUCGAGUACGAAAAGGCAUGUGCUACCAAGCUGAAUGUCGAUCUCAGUGUUUGUGAAUUUUUCGCUCAACUAGAGGAUAAUAACAUAUGUGACUCUAUUGAAGGUUCAAACUUUACAUCGGAGCAAACUUCCAGCCGAAAUGAUUUGGUUUAUGAUGAUUAUAACUUGGAUAAGCACACAUCGAAGUUGCUAUUUAGUCAGGCUGUUUGUACCGCCAAGACCGCUGCCACCAACGAAAUUGCUUUCCUGAACUCGUACCGAAGCAUCAUCACUGGCCUGGUGCAGGCGGUGGUGCUCAUCUUUGCAGGUAGCUGGAGUGAUCGGGUGGGAUUAAGGAAGCCUUGUUUGCUAAUACCGAUAGUAGCUGACAUCCUCAGUUUUAGUGUUCUCAUUACGUGUGCCAUAUUUAUGCGGCAAAUAUCGCUUGAGAUCACUGGUAUACUACCGAAUCUGAUAACGUCGCUAGGUGGAGGUGCUCCGUUGGCGGUGACUGGAAUCUACAGCUACCUGACGGUUUGUACGAACGAGAAGGAUCGUACUUUCCGAUUUGCCUGUGCAGCAGUGGUUAUUGCCAUUGUACCCAUUGUGGCCAAUUUUUUCAGUGGAUUUCUGUACAAAUUUCUAGGAUUCAUUAAACUUUGUAUAAUGUGUAUUAUAUCGAAUACUAUAGGUUUGCUCUACGGACUAUUCAUUCUUAAGGAACCUAUCGAAAGUAAAAUUUCAACUGAAGAUCCGAAUGAUAAUAAAAACAUGUCACUGAACCACCAAGACGCAAAGUAUUCAAAAUCACUGGGAAAACUGUUCGAUCUGACACUGGUAGUUGAUUGCGUAAGGAUGAUUAUCAGAAAACGCAAUAUCAAUCGUAGAACCACAUUGAUUUUGACGUUGGUGGUAUAUUUCAUAAAUCACGGUGCUUACGGAGAUUUCGAAACUGCAGCCAUUUUGGCAUAUUUGAAGUUCAAUUGGAUUACACAUUUGGGCACGUGGAUUUCAUACGACUUGCUGACCACUCUGCUAGGCACCCUGUUGGCGAUGGGGGUGUUGAGUAAACGAUACGGCGUUCCUGAUUUCCUCAUCUGUGUGUUUUCGGUGUGUUUUACUCUGCUCGCAAAACCAAUUAUGGCAUAUGCAGUGAGUGCAGUAAAACCCUACCUGUACUAUGUGGCUACGUCGAUCGAUGUGUUCGAAGGAAGCAAAACGGUGGCCAUCCGCAGUAUCGUCUCAAAGCUGGUGGAACAGGAUGAAAUCGGGAAAAUGCUUGCCAUCAUGGGAAUUGUCGAUUCCGCCCAGGUGGUGAUAUUUCCAACGCUCUACAGUGCAGUAUAUCUGAAGAGUCAGGAGUUUUUCAUCGGCACCGUGUUUCUGGUGAGCGAAGCGUUCCUUCUACUCUCGCUGGGAUUUUAUCUGUUCCUGUUUACAUUGUUCCAGAAUUCGCAGAAGAUGAAGGCAGCUCACACAAAGGAAGGUGUGGACAAUCCUGCGAUAGAAAUAACAUCAUUGUAAAUAAAGAAUAUGGAUAAAUGUAAAUAUACUAAACUUUCCUAAAUAAGAAUCCAAAAGAAGUAAAGCUUAUUGUGAUUUCCCUUCUUGAAAGAAUAUUGAAUUCGUCGUUCCUAC
Messenger RNA from Topomyia yanbarensis, 1861 nucleotides. RefSeq lists its product as uncharacterized. Gene Ontology annotation, cellular component: membrane. The record is from RefSeq and is a predicted model, not a curated record. Gene Ontology annotation, molecular function: transmembrane transporter activity. The coding region runs from base 125 to 1747 and encodes 540 amino acids. Lineage: Eukaryota; Metazoa; Arthropoda; Insecta; Diptera; Culicidae. The transcript is spliced from 8 exons. Gene Ontology annotation, biological process: transmembrane transport.